GUGCGGCAGGGUAUGACUUUGCACAGUUGUCUGAUUAAAGCCUUGCAGGUGCGAGGCCUGCAGCCAGAGUGCUGUGCCGUCUUCAGGCUCCAUCCAGGCCAGAGGAGUAAAAAAUUACGCAUGGAUUGGAAUACAGACUCCACCUCACUAAUUGGGGAAGAGCUGUUAGUUGAGUUAGAUCAUGUUCCAUUGACGACACACAAUUUUGUCCGGAAAACAUAUCUGAAGCUAGCCUUCUGUGAUAUUUGCCAGAAGUUUCUUUUGAAUGGUUUCCGUUGCCAAACAUGUGGCUACAAAUUCCAUGAGCAUUGUAGCACCAUACCGACGAUGUGUGUGGACUGGAGCAACAUCAGACAGCUCCUGUUGUUUCCAACGCCUGGUGAAAGUGGUGCUCCGUCACUGCCCCCACUCACAUCACGGCGUGUCAGAGAAUCCUUGACACGGUUUCCUAGCUCAGUGCACCGUUACUCCACCCCUCAUGCGUUCAACUACAGCACACCAUACCCAUCAACAGGAGGCGCACUCUCACAGAGGCAGCGCUCCACUUCGACACCAAAUGUCCACAUGGUUAGCACUACCCUGCCUGUAGACAGCACCAUGAUUGAGCUAGACUGCCUGAGUACUUCCCCCAGUUCCUGGUGCCACAGAUUCUGGUUGAAGAGGAAAGUAGGUAUUGUGUACUUCUCCCAGUCUUUUGCUGAGGCUUCACCUGAGAAUCCAGACAAGGAUGCAAUGCGAGAUCAUGACUCUGCAGGGAGUUCCCCCAGCCAAAGCCCCACGGGGUGGUCCAAAAUCCCUGCACCUGCCCAGAGAGAGAAGGCCCCAUCCUUCAACACUCAGGAGAAAAAUAAAAUUAGGCCACGGGAUAAGCGGGAUUCUAGUUACUACUGGGAGAUCGAGGCCAGUGAAGUGUACUUGCACUCCCGCAUUGGUUCAGGCUCCUUUGGAACUGUCUACAAAGGGAAAUGGCAUGGUGAUGUAGCAGUGAAGAUUUUAAAGGUGACUGACCCAACGCCGGAGCAGUUCCAGGCAUUCAGAAAUGAGGUGGCUGUCCUGAGGAAAACACGACACGUCAACAUCCUCUUAUUCAUGGGUUACAUGACAAAGGACAACCUGGCUAUUGUGACCCAGUGGUGUGAGGGCAGUAGCCUCUAUAAACAUAUCCAUGUCCUGGAGACAAAUUUCAAGAUGAUCCAGCUCAUAGACAUCGCCAGGCAGACGGCUCAGGGCAUGGACUAUUUGCAUGCAAAGAACAUCAUUCAUCGUGACAUGAAGUCCAACAACAUUUUUUUGCAUGAAGGACUGACUGUGAAAAUUGGGGACUUUGGUCUGGCUACGGUGAAGGCCAGGUGGAGCGGCUCACAUCAGGUGGAGCAGCCUUCAGGAUCUAUUCUUUGGAUGGCUCCUGAGGUCAUACGGAUGCAGGAUAACAAUCCCUACAGCUUCCAGUCUGAUGUCUAUUCCUAUGGAAUUGUCCUGUACGAGCUCAUGACAGGAGAGCUCCCAUACUCACAGAUAGCAAACAGAGAUCAGAUUAUCUUCAUGGUGGGAAGAGGCUAUUUGUCCCCAGACCUCAGCAAGCUCUUCAAGAACUGCCCUAAAGCCAUGAAACGGUUGGUGGCUGAUUGCAUCAAGAAGUCCAAGGAUGAGAGGCCGCUCUUCCCACAGAUCUUGUCAUCCAUUGAGCUUCUCCAGCAUGCCCUCCCCAAGAUCAACCGCAGUGCCUCAGAACCGUCCCUGCACAGAGCCUCUCACACUGAAGAUAUCAAUACCUGCACUCUGACCUCCACCAGACUGCCCGUCUUCUAGAGACGCCACGUCUCCUCUUUGAAAUACCCCACAUAUUCCAAAUGGCUCGUGCACCAAAAAGAGGUGUAUAUCACAUACUUGUUCUAGUUAUUUUGUGGGGGGAGGAGUAAGGGAUAGAAAUGCAACAGACAGAUUAUGAAAGGGAUCUUCAAAUGUUGGACUACAGAUUUUGAGAAAAAGGUAAAAGACGUACCUGUUGAAAUGGUGCCUUGCCCCCUCUCUGCACCUGUCAGGUUACGCGGAAGGCUCCGCUGUGUCAACGCGUUUGUUCAAAUUUGUAAAUACAUACAAGCAUGGGUGCUGAAGGAAGCUGAACCUUCUGAGUCAUUUUUCUCUCUUAACUUGGGGCCUUGUGCCGUGAAGCACACUCUCCCGCAUGGCUGCCUUGGUUUCUGAUGAAGAGGACCUACCAGGCUUACAUGCUUUAAAAGCCUGGACUGAGAUCCUGCACAACUUCACCGCUACUUGUCAAAGACAAAUCUGUUGGACAUAGUACUUUUAUUGCACAGCUGUAGUUGUUUUUGCAUUGUCUUAAUUAAUGAGAAUGGAGAUAGAGGAUUUUUUUUUUUUUACUUCUUUUAAAAGUCUUCUGUUUUGGGGUCGUUCGUUUGGCUGGAUAGAGCACGAGUGGUGAAGGAAAGCUUUGAAUUUGCACAUUUUGGCAAAAGCAGUGGCCAUGGUUUGUGGCUCUGUGCAAACUGAUUUGUAGAUAUCAUCAUCAUCAUCGCAUAUCGGUCCUUACCUUGGGCAGGUUAUCAUGAGCUGGCAGUUGUCUUAAAUAUUUAAAAUGAUUUGGAAACUAAUUUGUAUUUUUGUGUGUCAUGUCUCUAUCAGGAGGAUAAACCUUUUUUUUGUAAACUUCAUGAGAAAGUUGUCUAUUCAAUAUUUUAAUAAAAUUAAGUUAAAUUUCUUUGCCAAAUUA
This is a messenger RNA of Thalassophryne amazonica, 2731 nucleotides long. It is a transcript of the gene raf1a, whose product is annotated as Raf-1 proto-oncogene, serine/threonine kinase a. The record is from RefSeq and is a predicted model, not a curated record. Gene Ontology annotation, cellular component: plasma membrane; mitochondrion; cytosol. Gene Ontology annotation, molecular function: ATP binding; protein kinase activity. NCBI's taxonomy places the organism in Eukaryota, Metazoa, Chordata, Actinopteri, Batrachoidiformes, Batrachoididae. Gene Ontology annotation, biological process: protein phosphorylation; signal transduction.